Paramecium tetraurelia is the source of this 4233-nucleotide messenger RNA. RefSeq lists its product as uncharacterized. NCBI's taxonomy places the organism in Eukaryota, Ciliophora, Oligohymenophorea, Peniculida, Parameciidae. The record is from RefSeq and is a predicted model, not a curated record. The transcript is spliced from 4 exons.
AUGUUGAGAGAUAACUUUGAAGUCACUCUAAAGAGCAUUUUAUGGUUUCGAUUCCUUUAUAUAAUUAAUACUAUACAAGUUGUUUAAUUAAUUAAUGGCUAAAAUGUCUUCAUUUAAGAAAUGCUAACCAAAUAUAGAAUAAAUCUAUUAAUUUAUUUUGGGAACAGCAACUAUUUGAUUUUUGCCUACAUCAUUAUUUUAAGCAUUUUUUUUCAUAUAGCUACUACUAAAUUUUUAAUCAAAAUGAAAAUUUCAGUCCAUCAAUGUAUUGGUUCCUUUGUUGUUUAAACGAUAUAUUACAUAUUGUCUAUGCCAAUAAUUUUGAACUCCCUGUAUGCCAUUUUAAAUUAAGAUCAAUACGCCCAUUUUAUUUUGUUCCUCUUGAAUGUUUUAUUGAAUGUCAUGUAUAUUUACUUCAACUGCUAAACAAGUUUUUAUUAGAUUGACGGUAGUUUUUCAAGAUAAUCAGAUGAAAUUAUUAUCUAUCUCUUUCGAAUUAUUUUAUGCAUAUUAAAGAUCAAAAUACCUAUAAUCGAAUUGCAAUUCACAAUAAUACUCCUUGAAUCAAUUUUGUUGACUAUAUUUUAAAUGAAAAAUACUGAAUCGAAUAGUCAUUUUAUUUUAAAUUUAAGAAUAUUCCUAUUAGUAUUUGGAAUAGCAGGGAUAGCCAAAUUAGAUUGGAUCUUUAUAUUAUUACUCUACGUAUUCCUUAAGAAUAUUAUACAAUCUUAUAAAAAUAGAGUUUAAACUAAUUAAUUGUUUAUCGAUAAAAAUUAAGGUUAAUUAAAAUUAUUGAUUUCCUAAAUUGUAAAUUAUAAUUAAAAUGAUGAGACUUUUAAGCUUAUACUGAUUUAAAGAUAUUUUAAAUUGAAGUUUUCCAAUCUACAACCAAAUCCUUAUGAUGAUGUUAAGCUCUAAGAUAGAUUAAUGAUAGAGCGAUAUUUUUAACAGAACAUAUAUAAGUUGUAUUUUCUAUUGUUGUCAUAAAAUUAAUAAAAAAUGAAAUUUUUAGAUUUUGUAUUUGUGAAAGCUUACACUUAUUUAAUUUAACAAGAAUGCUAAUCGAAAUCUAAGAAAGAUUAAUAAGACAACUCAUGGCUAAUUCGAAUUUUCGUAUAAUAAGAGACCAACUUUGAUAUUUUGGAAUAAGCUAGAAUAACAAAGUUAAUUUAUUUUUAAAACUUAAUUAAGACAAAUAUCAAUGAAUCUAAAUAUUUUAAGAUGAUUAAAAAUUAGACUUCGUAAUUUUGUAUAAAAAUGUAAAAAUUAAAGAAGAAACUUGAGACUAACAUUGAUUUAAAAUCCUAAACUCUUUAAAAUUCUGAUAUUGUUGAUCUUAAAACCAUUUAAGCUAUUUAAAAAUACUACUAUGUCUUUUAUGGUGACCAUGAGAAAGCUACUCAAAUUGGAAUGAAGGCUAAGGAUUAAUUAGGGUGGGAUCGUAGUUUAAACAAAAAGUUAUAAAAAAAUUAAAUCUUUCUAAUUUAAGUAAGUUAUUUAUAAAAAAAAUGGAAAAUUUUGAACCCUAAAGCAAAAUAUUUGGAAGAAUAUUUUAAAAAUCAAUAUUUGGAUAAUGUUUUGGAUCUAUUUCCAUAAUUUUUAAGGGGACAUUAUGAAUAAUAAUUAAUUAAUUACGUAGAAACUGAAUUUGUCGACAAAUAUCAAUUAAAGACUUUUAUAUUGAAAAAUAAUUAUAUAAUUUCUUGUAGAAUUUCUUUUUAUCACGAAGUUUUAGAUAAUGACUUAAUUAUCAACAAUGUAAUAGAGAUUGAAGAUAACAAUAAUUUUCUAUUAUUUGAUUAAUUUGGCAAAAUUUUUGGGAUUUCAGAGUAACUCUUCUAUGAACUUUAAAAACUUGAUGAAUAUUCUACCCAGGAAAUAAAUUAUUCAACCUUCCUCGAUAAAGCAAUGAUAUAAUUUUAUAUUCCAGGCAUAGAAUAUUAAGUUCUUUAACUUACUUCAUUUUAAUAAUGUAAUUAAAUUGAAUUUUAAUCAUACUUUUCCAAAAACCUUAACCUUGAUGAUUGCUUAUAGUUGAAAAUAAAUUUCAACUUAUCAGAGGAACUUCUACCUUCGAUUAAACGUAGUUCAUCAUAGAAUUUUAGAAAAAUAAUUCAAGAUGACAAUCAAACUUAAAAGAAUAAGAAAAUAUAACUUUUGAAUCCUAAAUUUUCGAUGUAGUUUGAAUAAACCCAAUAGUGUCUAAAUUAAGAUUAAAAUAUAUUUUCUCAGAAUUUUCAAUUAGAAUAUAUUCAAUUAAAUAAUUGUGAUUAUUAUUAUUUUAUCCUCCAUUUUUCUGAUUUAAAAAAUAAUUUGGAAAGUUAAGAUAGGAGUUUGAAAUUAGAAACAAAGACAAUAAGCAAGAAUCGUGUUAUUGAAAAUAACAUAAAUAUGUCAGUUAUUGAAUAAAUAAUAGAAAAAAAGAAAAUAUCAAGGAAUUUAAAGCUGUAAAUAAUGCUAAUAAUUAUUCUUAUCGUUUAUGUGGUUUGUAGUAUUUUUGUCAACAAAUAGUCAGGAAACAGUGAAAUCAAAUCUUAUUAAACUUCAAUUAAUUUCUUAAUCAAUCCUUAAGCCUUAACUUUCUCAUAUGCAGGAUCAUUUCUUUUAUAGUGGAAUAGAUACUGUGUAGAAAGUGGUUUAUAUAAUAUGUCUUAAUAUAUAGAAUUUUAAAGGCAAUCAAAAUUAAAUUACGCUUUUACAUUAUGGAAAGGUAUACAUAUCAAUUAUACUUUGAAUCUAAGUAAAAGAAGCAGAGAAUUAGGGAUGGAAAUGGUUGAUGUAAUAGAAUAUGACAAAAACAAUAAUAAAAUCAUAACUCAAAUGGACUAUUAUUCAUUUUAUACUAUAUCCAGAGAAAAAAUGGUUAGAGUAUAGAAAAAUACUAAUUAUUCAAAUAUUUCAACUCAUGACUAUUCUAUAUUUAAAGCAAAUGGAUUUAUUAGGCAGAACAUUUUGACUAUCUUUAAAUUUCAUGAUAUAGUGAUAAAUGAUGAAAUUGAAUAUUUGAAACAAAAAGUAGAAUUCUCUCAAACAAAUUUUUAUUUGAUAGAAAUAAUUUAGAUAGGUUGUGCAAAUGUACUUUCAACUGCUCUCAUUUUUUUUAUUUAUAUACAAGUCAAAUUAAAGAAUAGAAUAUUCUUUUUAUUAUCCUUGAUAGAGAUUAAUUCGAUAAAAGCUUAGAUAAUAUAAACAAAAGAGUUAUCUUAGUUUACAAAUUAUUCCUCAAAAUCGAAGAAAUAAUAUUUAAUUAAUAAUAAAGAUUCAACUGAAGAUUUUUAAUAAUAGAAAAAUAACCAUACAAUUUAAAGAUUACAGAAUAUUAAAUUCUCUACUAAAUUGUAUUUAAUUAUACCGAUUGUAUUUAUGGUUUGUUAUGGUUCAUAAAUGAUUGGAGCCUAUUAUUACAGAGCAUUUUACUAUAAUAAUUAUAAGAAUUCAUUAUUGAUGACAAUGAAUUACAUCAAAUUUAAGAAGCUAUUUGAUAGUUCCAUCUUACUUGGUGAAUUAAUUAAAACAGAACAUCUAAUACCAUCAAAUCCUCAUUAUUUAAUUAAUGAAACUGAAACUGUAGAAUUAUAUUUGAUGUAUGCUGACAAUUCAACUGAUUUGUUUAAUAAAAUACUGGAUGAUUUAAUCGUAUCAGAUUAUUUUAACUAUACAAUGAAAAAUCUAAUAUUAAGUGCUUUUAGAAAGGAUUUGUGUUUGAAUUUUACAAGAUUUCUCGUCUUUUGUAAUAUAAGUUAGAUUAAACUACCUUACAAAGCCAGUGAUUCUUAUUUAUCCAUCACAUAAAAUGGUAUAGGGGGAGUAAUAUAAAAUUACAAAAAGAUGGUGUAAUAAGAUUAUUUUAUAGAGAGGUAGACUUUGAAAUAUUCAAAAAACAAUACUUAAUUUAUUAAUUCUUAGAUUCACUAGAAUUUCUAUGUUCAAUAUGCCUAAGAUAUUUAAUCAUGCUUUUUCACUUGUUUUAGUUACUUCAUUAAUGAAAGCAUCUAUUUAAGUGAUCUAUUUAUUGAAGCGAUGUCAGAUUACUUUAACUUAACUGGAAUAAUGUAAUUAUUUCUAAAUUAUUUAAGUAUUUUGCUACUAUAUAUUCUAUUCUCUGGGUUUUGGAUCGUCUAUCAAUAUUUACAGAUACAUUAGAUAAAAUUUGUUUUACUCUUACUUGAACCAAAAUUAGUAUAGAAAAAAGGAAUUCAUCCAAUGUUAGUGAGAAUUAUGAAUUAAAUAUGA